Vollenhovia emeryi is the source of this 908-nucleotide messenger RNA. RefSeq lists its product as uncharacterized. The coding region runs from base 393 to 818 and encodes 141 amino acids. The transcript has 4 exons. Lineage: Eukaryota; Metazoa; Arthropoda; Insecta; Hymenoptera; Formicidae. The record is from RefSeq and is a predicted model, not a curated record.
GACGGGCCGCAGGUUUCGCGCGAACGUAAGUGCUCCUCGCAUCGAUCCUCCGUCUCGAUCGGAAGCAAAACGCACGUCGCGUGUCUCGGGAGUGCCGUGCCGAGUGUCCAGCGCGUUCAUCUCGCCUUGGUUAGUACGCGCGCGAUCGUAAUUCGAGUCCUGUUCAGUUUUCGCGAGUGUCGUGCGAACUUGACGAAAGAGACGCCGCGGCGGUUAGCAGGAGAAGACCCGGGACGGCGUCGGUGACGGCGGAAGGACUGCAAGAUGCUGUUGUGUCACCUUUCUGGGAGUUUGCCGGUGUCGCCUUUGCAAUUGGCAGCAGAGUCCGCGGCUGAUGUCACACUCGCUCGACAUGGUGCACUCCUCAUCUCAACUGAGACUACUACUUCAAAAUGCUGACACGGAUGAAUCUGGUUCGUUUCUUCGGUUGCGUGCUCGUUGUCGCCGUUAUCGAAAUGACGAUUACCUGUGCCGAGCUGGACUCCACAGCUAGAAUGACCAGAUCGGAAUUGAUCGACUCAGACAUUAAGCUAAAGAAUUUCGCCGAUUCUGUUAAAAAUUAUUAUUACACGUUUGGAAAAGCAAGGUAUGGCAAACGAAGUGAUGCUGUGCCAAUGAUGGAGCUGAACGCCAUUUGGGAGACCCUGAAGAUGAUUCAGGAUGCUCAGAGGCAAAACAAACAGCAAAGGGAAGAGAACAUCAGGCAGAACAAAGAGCAAAUCCUGCUCCGCGACUUUCCGAGCUCGGACGAGUAUACAUCGUACACGAUACGGUUCCCUCCGGAUGUAAUCGGCAAAUAUUACAAUGAUGUACAAUAAACUAUGUGAUGUCCUCCUUCCUUUCCUAAUAUCGAGAUUAAUUUUCUCUCGACAUUGGAAUAAAGUAAAGUUCUCUAUCGUCUCGAUCAA